Messenger RNA from Cladocopium goreaui, 1536 nucleotides. Lineage: Eukaryota; Dinophyceae; Suessiales; Symbiodiniaceae. The record is from the annotation of a GenBank genome assembly.
AUGAAUGCCGAUGAAAAAGUGGAUGGGUUUUGGGCAGCCCAUCGGGCGUUGGCGGCCUUCUAUGAAGCAGACAUUGCCAGAUUGGAGGCGGGUGCCCAGCAGUCUCAUUCCUACCGAAGCAUCAGCCACCGGAGCCAUCAGAGUGAGGCUACCAAGAGUGGGAUCCUCUCAUCGCAAGAAAUUAGCAGGCUUCGUCGCCGGUCCUCAACGAAUCAUCACGAGGCGGUGGCUUCCAUUUCCAUGACAGCCAUGGGCUUGCAAGACCCCUUCCAGCAAGAAAGCGAAGUUGCUCGCGGCGUAGGCUCUCGGAUGCGGGCCUUGCUUGAAGGUGCUGAUGUCAGGCAGCUGGCUCGCGGACAUGCCAUGGUCAUUUCGAGUGAGGAUCAGGAGAUCAAACAUCUUCACCAGCCGCGCCUGGUGUGGAAUGGGUCAGACACCAACCUUCCACCACUUCAGCGACGUACGUCCACAAAUCGAAUUACAGCAACCCAGGCGACCGAAAAGUCACGUGGAGUUGAAGGAAGGUCCUGUUGCAACCUGGUGCCUGACCGGGGCUUCCGUUCGAAAUGGGAUUUAUUCAUCAUGCUGGCACUUCUCAUUGAAAUCAUGUUCUUGCCGCUGCAAGUGUUGCUUGACGAUCCAGUCUUAGCAGGAAGGCACACUUUCUUGCAGCUCUUGCCUCCAAUUUACUGGUCCUUAGACAUACUAAUCUCCUUCUCGACCGGCUUCUACUCCACUGGGCAGCUGGUGGUGGACCGCUGGCGUAUUGCGAAGAACUAUGCCACCAGGUGGCUCCUUUUCGACUUGACUUAUGUAGCAGUUGAUUUCAUUCUCGUGAUGCUUGUGACUUCUGAGGGCAGGUAUUGGUCCCGUGAACUUACGAGCAUUGCUAUUCUGCGCUUCCUUCAGAUGGCACUUCGAGUUGUGAGAGUUUCCCGCCUUGGCGAGAUGGCAGAAGCGUUGAAGAAAGGUAUGGUCUCGGAUGUGUCUCUGGCAAAAGCGAGUAUCGUACAGAUUGGGAUCCAGAUCCUCCUAAUUCAUCACGUCAUGGCGUGUGGAUGGUACUACUUGGGCACGAUGAGUGAGGACGGUUGGAUAGCCAUUGCAGGGAAAAGCGAGAAAAGCAAGCUGUAUCUCUACACCACGUCCUUGCACUGGAUGUUUUGUCAGCUUGGCUUCGGUGGGACCGAGAUUGAGCCCAACACUGUCGCGGAGAGGGUCUACGGUUUGCUGGUGAAUUUCAUGGCCCUUGUGAUAUUUUCAACUCUCCUGGGAACCGUUACAAGCCUUGCAGCCCUGCUGAAUCGAAGCAGCGAAGAACGUCGUUUUCUGUUUGCAAAUCUGGGCCGCUUUCUGAAGUACAACCAGAUUGACAAGGAAUUGGGCGACCGCAUCACCCACUUCUUGCAGCACGCGUAUGCCUUGAAGCAACUCCACGUCCACGAGGACCAAGUCCAACUAUUUGACCUCCUGUCGGUGCCUUUGUGUCGUGAGCUCCAGCUGGCGCGGUACAAGAAGAGUUUAACAGCGGAGUAA